Gossypium arboreum is the source of this 738-nucleotide messenger RNA. RefSeq lists its product as uncharacterized. Lineage: Eukaryota; Viridiplantae; Streptophyta; Magnoliopsida; Malvales; Malvaceae. The coding region runs from base 1 to 738 and encodes 245 amino acids. The record is from RefSeq and is a predicted model, not a curated record. The transcript is spliced from 4 exons.
AUGGAUCUAAUGAACCGAGUAUUUCAGCCUUAUCUGGAUCAGUUCAUCGUAGUCUUCAUCGACGACAUUCUGGUAUACUCUAAGACUGAGGCUGAGCAUGAUGAGCAUCUUAGAGUUGUGCUUCAGAUUCUACGUAAGAAGCAACUUUUGUGGAAGCCUGAACCUGGAAAAGAGUUUGUGAUUUACAGUAACGCGUCGCAUACGGGUCUGGGUUGUAGGCACUAUCUAUACAAUGAGAGGUGUAUUAUCUACACUGAUCACAAAAUCCUUUGGUACCUCCUAAUUCAGAAGAAGUUGAAUCUUAGGCAACAUAGAUGGAUUAAGUUGCUUAAGGAUUAUAACUAUACUAUUGAGUAUCAUCCUAGCAAGGCCAAUGUGGUGGACGAUGCGUUGAGCCGUAGGGCGAUGACUGCUCUGAGAGCGAUGUUCGUUCGACUUAGUUUGUUCGAUGAUGGAAGUUUGUUGGCUAAGAUUCAGGUUAAACUGACUUGGAUAGAACAUAUUCGGGAUAGGCAGUUAGAGGAUGAAUCACUGGGUCUUCGAUUUUGUCAGGUUGAGAGUGGCAACAUUAUGAACUUUGGGCUGAAUAAUGAUGGGGCACUCUGUUUUCAUGGUCGAAUUUGUGUACCGAAUGAUACUGAUCUGAGGCAGUAUAUUCUGAGAGAGGCGCAUAGUAGCCCUUAUGUUAUGCAUCCCGGUGGGAAUAAGGUGUACCGAGAUCUUCGAGAACUGUUCUAG